CCGGGAGCCCGGCAGCAGAGACCGGCUGGGCUGGCACUCACCCUCGACCCACCUGCCCUGUAAUGGUAGUCUAUCAGUAGUAGGUUCCAGGUUCCCCAGGGCAUGUAGGCAGAGUUAGCGGCUGCCGAGUGUUCGGAGCCACAGCGCUCCAGGUACUCUGGGACCUUCUCUAUCUGCGGUGCUCUCUAGCUCCUGCGGAGAUGCCCAACUGACAGGAGAGCCAGUGAGGACAAACGCUCCCUUUCCACCCGAGUCCACUGCACCAUGGCUCUGCCCGCCAGUCUGUUGCCCCUGUGCUGCUUGGCACUCCUGGCACUGUCUGUCCAGAGCUGCGGGCCGGGCCGAGGACCGGUUGGCCGGCGGCGUUAUGUGCGCAAGCAACUUGUGCCUCUGCUGUACAAGCAGUUUGUGCCUAGUAUGCCCGAGCGGACCCUGGGCGCGAGUGGUCCAGCGGAGGGGAGGGUCACAAGGGGGUCGGAGCGCUUCCGGGACCUCGUACCCAACUACAACCCCGACAUAAUCUUCAAGGAUGAGGAGAACAGCGGCGCUGACCGCCUGAUGACAGAGCGUUGCAAAGAGCGGGUGAAUGCUCUAGCCAUCGCGGUGAUGAACAUGUGGCCCGGAGUACGCCUACGUGUGACUGAAGGCUGGGACGAGGACGGUCACCACGCACAGGACUCACUACACUACGAAGGCCGUGCCUUGGACAUCACCACGUCUGACCGUGACCGUAAUAAGUAUGGUUUGUUGGCGCGCCUGGCAGUGGAAGCCGGCUUCGACUGGGUCUACUACGAGUCCCGCAACCACAUCCACGUGUCGGUUAAAGCUGAUAACUCACUGGCGGUCCGAGCCGGAGGCUGCUUUCCGGGAAAUGCCACGGUGCGCUUGCGGAGCGGCGAACGGAAAGGGCUGAGGGAACUCCACCGUGGUGACUGGGUACUGGCCGCUGAUGCAGCGGGCCGAGUGGUACCCACGCCAGUCCUGCUCUUCCUGGACCGGGACCUGCAGCGCCGCGCCUCGUUCGUGGCUGUGGAGACCGAGCGGCCUCCGCGCAAACUGUUGCUCACACCCUGGCAUCUGGUGUUCGCCGCCCGCGGGCCAGCGCCCGCUCCAGGUGACUUCGCACCGGUGUUCGCGCGCCGCUUACGCGCUGGCGACUCGGUGCUGGCUCCCGGCGGGGACGCGCUGCGGCCGGCCCGCGUGGCCCGCGUGGCGCGCGAGGAAGCCGUGGGCGUGUUCGCACCGCUCACGGCGCACGGGACGCUGCUGGUCAACGACGUCCUCGCCUCCUGCUACGCGGUUCUAGAGAGUCACCAGUGGGCCCACCGCGCCUUCGCCCCUUUGCGGCUGCUGCACGCGCUCGGGGCGCUGCUCCCCGGGGGUGCAGUCCAGCCGACUGGCAUGCAUUGGUACUCUCGCCUUCUUUACCGCUUGGCGGAGGAGUUAAUGGGCUGAGCUUCCAAGGACAAGUCCUCCAGGCUCUGCACAAAACUGAAGCCCCGAGACCUGCUAGCUGAGAUCUGGGGAUGAUGGCAGCAUGGGAUGCUGAUUAGGAGAGGGGGUGAGAAAGAGAGAGAAAAAGGUGGACUGUGCUAGGAACUUUUUGGUUUAGGCAACUUUUACCUGAGAGGAGUGGUGCCAGUCCUUGUUAAUGGGGCUUGCAGGUAGGCACUCUUUAACUCUUUAAUGGGACUUUGUUUGCGUCUUCCCCAGUCGCACCGGAUAAUUUUAUUUUCUAUUUAUAAUUUGUAAUAUGAUGGCCUGCUUGCCCAGCCCACCAAAGUGAGGGCCUGGAGCAGGGCUUUAACACUGUCUGACCCAGCCAACCAACCUGACGGCUCACAUUCUCACUUUUCCCUGCAGGCGGGUUAAUAAAGGGAAGGCUUAUUGGAAACUACCUUCACUCGGUGAUUCACCUCCAAAGAGGAGGAGAAGAGGGACUAAUCUGAGUCCACGCCUUACUUCCAAUUUACCCUCCUUCCUCUGCGGGAACUUCCAAAGUCCCUUGCUGCACAGGGUGUCCCGACCUGUCAGCAAGAGACCAGCAGUGUCCUGCCCUUUAUAAGGUACUGGUUCCACCCCUAGCCGGGACCAGAACUUCACUUAUGAGGAUGCAAACCAACUUUGAGUGGGGGUGGGACUUACCGAGGGAGCAGGAAGAUUGACUGACGCUCAACCCAUUUGGAGUCUUCUGUUGUUAGCUAUUCUGGCCUAUCCCUGUAAGGCUGUGGAUCAGCCCAGCGGUCAUGCUGCCUACUGAAAUGGUCUGAUUAUUCUCUGGGAUUUCGGUAAGCCGACUGAUGAACCAUGGGUGUUCCUUACAGUCUGCCACACAUUUGUGGCCAAAAUAAAGAUCCUACAGUGAUCAGGAAUGGUGGUCAGAUUACAGGAGUACAUGCUUGUAAUCUCAACACUUUGAAGAUGGAGAAGGGUAGAACAGGAGGAUCAUGAAUUCAAGGCUAACCACACACACACAGAGAAACAGAGACAGAGACAGAGAGACAGAGAAGCUGGAGGGAAUAAUUUUUCAUGACCCACAGGGAACAGGUUUUGGUUUGGGUGUAUCUGAGGGAAAAGGCCUCCUCUGUCAAGUUCUAGUAUGACGUUGUGAGUUUCCUCCUUCAGUCCAGUGGAUGCUGGUUCCCCAUCCAUCCACCCUUCCUUCCUUGUCUCUUGUUACUGGCUGGGCUUCUCUGGUUUCUCUGGGUUUGGGGGGGAAUUUUUGGACUCCAACAUUGCAGACCACUGAAAUGCAGGUAGACUGAUGUCUCUGAGCUAGGGAUGGAUGGGCAUGUAGGACUGUCCUGGGAGUGGGUAUGCAGCAGCAGGAUCUGAGGGUAAUCAGGGGUGGGUGGUACCUCCAGGAACUGGGCCCAAGCCUGCUGCAACAGCAAGGAUGACUGCCUCUGCUCUGAGCUUCCAAGCCAACCAAGUCCACAGUGUAGAUACGUUGCCCUCUGGUGGCAUUGGAGAGAAUUCUAAGCCUGGGGACACGUGCUUUCCUUAGGUUUUCUCUGCAUCAAAGGGAAAUGUAUUGUGUGCUGCACCAGACUUACUCAUAGGAACUGACCCAGAGGGCAGAACUCACAUAUGUGGCUUGUGUUAACUUUUAGCACGGUGCCACGGUGUCAGGAGCUGGUAAGGAACCUGCUGCGUGAGUUUCUCUCAAUCCCUUGUGCCUAGUUCAGCUCUGGGGCUCUUGGAAGCUCCAGAGACUCUGGUGCAGAGUCUCCCUCACUCUGGUGGCUCUCAAAUCCUGUGGUCACAAGACAAUGGCAAAUAAAGCUCCACAUACUCCCCGAUAAAGCUCCUCUAGUCACCAGUGUCCAAGUCUGCAGAUACCAAAGACCUGUUGCCACCCAGCCUUCCCCCUGCCUCAGAGACGCGGCUCGAACAAUAGUCUUUCCUACUUUCUUCCCCCACUCUUCUCCUCAUCUCUUAGAUCCUGGUACCUUUUGUUUUAUCACCCAGGUGAUGAACAGUCUGAGAAGCUGGGCAAUCUGUGUCGACUACCUUCGCCAAGUACUUACUACCUGUAUCUAACCUGCUGAAACGAAGGGCUUUAACCAGAAAACCACAACGGCUGGCUGGGAAUGUAGCUCGAGUAGUCCAGCAUUAGCCCAGUGUGCCCAGAGCCCCAGUGUCAAUCCCCAGUACCACUCAAAUGCCUAUGUAAUAUAUUUGGGGAGAAGAAUUCAUUGGCUUUCAUUAAAUCACAUCCUAUAGGUUACUUUCUGGGUUUGAGGCUCACCUCUCUCUCCAACUUUAUCCCUAAAGGCCCCUCCUCUCAUUCUGUCCCCCUUGAGACUCCUCCUCUCAUCCUGUCCCCAUGAGGCCCCUCCUCUCAUUCUGUCCCCCAUGAGGCCCCUCCCCUCAUCCUGUCCCCUUGAGGCCCCUCCCUUUAAUCUUGUCUUCCUGAAGCCCCUCCCAGCUAUGUAAAACUCACACUUUGCCUGCACGCAGGAAUGUGCACCGUGCGUGCACUUGAGGCAGGUGGGCACCUUCCAGCUGCUUCAACUCUUUUCAACCCAGGAACUGAGCAGUCGUCAUCUAGGCCUAGCAUUCCUUUCUCCCUGCCUUUGCUGCUCUCUGCUGUCUAGUUCAUUUCUACUACUCCACUAAAAGUACUGCCAGGGUACGCUUUUCAGGGCUGAGUUUUGUUUUGUUUUUCAAGCUGGGCGCGAAAAGGAGGGCUGUCUUGAGUGCAAGGGCAGCCCAGGAUACUUAGUAAGGCCCUGCCGCAAAUAAAUCUUAUUAUUUAAAAUCAGA
Molecule: messenger RNA, 4269 nt
Organism: Mastomys coucha (southern multimammate mouse)
Lineage: Eukaryota; Metazoa; Chordata; Mammalia; Rodentia; Muridae
Gene: Dhh
Product: desert hedgehog signaling molecule
Exons: 3
Coding region: 265-1455 (396 amino acids)
Biological process (GO): cell fate specification; multicellular organism development; protein autoprocessing
Molecular function (GO): patched binding; calcium ion binding
Source: RefSeq, a predicted model, not a curated record